Messenger RNA from Aedes aegypti (yellow fever mosquito), 1617 nucleotides. RefSeq names its product neurogenic locus notch homolog protein 4. Gene Ontology annotation, molecular function: protein binding. The record is from RefSeq and is a predicted model, not a curated record. NCBI's taxonomy places the organism in Eukaryota, Metazoa, Arthropoda, Insecta, Diptera, Culicidae.
GACCCUUUCCAUGGCGUUGCCUUCAGUCACAGUGUGGCCUUUGGAAGUAAUUGACGUACAACAGCCCUGUUCCUAGUAGCUUCGCAAACCGAGAACCCCACUAGCCUAGAUUCAAUCACUUUUGUACUGGUUCAUAUUGGUGAAAGUCAUCCCCACAGUUAUUAUCUACCGUCAUCCCACUCGAGAACCUGAUAUGGUGUGAAUUCCUUCGUCUUGUAUAAAUUUUGCAACAAGUUCAUCAAAGCGACCCUCAACGUGUUGCAACGGCUGUUCAAGUUCUUACGCUUUUCCGUUAGUUUUUUUUUACCGGCAAAACUUUGCGCCCACGAAGGUUCAUAAAAAAAUCAUAAUUCGUACCAAGGUUUGCUGUGGCCGCCGUCGCUUCUGUUGGCAAUUAGGACUUGGGCCCAGCGUUUUGAAUGGAAUUUAUCGACUCAUGAUCGAUACAUCUACACGUCGGAACUUUGGAGACAGCUUUGGAAAGGGGGAAAAUUCAGUCCCCUCUCAGGCAGGCAUAAAUUGUAUUGUGGUGUAGUGUCUAACCUAUAUAUUUGCUGCCACUCCAGUAGCAGUAAGUGUGUCGAAUGUGAAUUAUUAACGAACGCAAUAGUGCUACAAAAGGUUUACCAAGUGAGUGGGAAGAGCAUUCUAGAUAUUAUUGCGUGUCCUCAACCGGUUUCAGUGAUAGAGUGACGGUUUUGUAGUGGUGAGGUUACUUAAAUUGCUGAUGAACAGUGCAGCAAAAAUCACAAGCAAAAAACAGUAACUUUUUGAAGCAAUACAGGUGCAAAAAUCAAGUAUUACAAAUGAACAAUCAAAACGUGCAACGAGACAAUGAUAGCAGAAUCAAAGAUGGUUUGGUUAUAAAACCGUCGAACAUUAGAAUAUGGCUACACCAGAAAGCAUCUGGCAAACUGGCCAAGGUGAUCUGGGCCGGACAGGGAAUGCGUCUUCGAACGGAAACGUCGCAUCAUCCGAAGAUGAAGCGAUUUCUGGAAUGUGUGCCACAUGUUAUGGGUGUCAUCAAGGACAUCCACCAAGCCGUCGUGGAAAACGACCUGGAUACGCUGAAGGCAAAAACGGCCUCACCAACUCCACGCAUCGUCCUGACCAGCAAGGAUGCCAACGGGUUGACACCACUGCACAAAGCGGCAGGACUAGCCCACACACAGAUUGUGGAGUACAUCCUAUCGAUUUGGCCCAGUUUGUCGUCGGAUGAGGAUCACACGGGCAAGACUCCUCUGCACUGGGCGGCCAGCGCAAAGAACAAUGCGAGAAGUUUCAAUCUUCUGGUGCAGGCUGGUGCCGACGAAACUGCGCUGGAUCACGUAUGGAACAUGUGCUAGCUGGAAGUUGGGUUUGUUGGAAUGAGUCGCAAUCGUAAAUUGAAUGAAAUUCGGUCUAGACAUAAACUGCCGUGUUCUGGCAGAUUUGCCAUUUAAAAUUUAAGCAAUUUCGUUACUUGAUUCUCGAACAGAAGAAAAUUGCUGCUAAAUACUAAACUAGGAUAUUCUAUAUUCAAUACUUAUCACCUGAAUAAGAUAUGAAAUAGCCCUGCAUAAGAUGUAAACUAUCUCAAAUUUUAUCUCAUGAAUAUUCUACCUAAAACAAGCUUAA